ACUCUGUCCCCCAUCGUCGCAUAUCGCUUCACACGGGCUUGCUUGUCUCGCCAUUAUCUCUCUCCGUGGGAUCUGUAUAUACUUUAUGUUAAUAUGGAUACAUAUGCGGGUUGACUUCCCUGAAACUGGCUAGCUGACUGUUCUCCGAUGCGGAGGCGUUUGUAAGCCUUCCACGUUCUGUUUCAAAUGGCGCGCCCAGACAGGCGCGUCAAUCUAGCGGUUGCCAGGACUAUUCCGCCAUUUCUAUUGUGCGUAUGUGUAUAUGCAAGCUAUAUUGUCACCAAGCCGUUAUGCAUUGACUACUUGAUACGCCCUCUCCCUAAAUAUUCCCGAGGCAGUCGAGUUGGCGCCGGCAUAGCCAUUCUCGUUAUCUUCUACAUACUCAUCUUUGUCGCUAUAAUAACAUAUCUCCGGCUGUUGUAUAAUGUCACCCGCAACCCCGGCUUCCUCCCCCGAUCGUCCCCGCCGACGAAGGAACAGCAAGAAACGGAACCAUCGGAACGCCCUCAACGCAGGAAGAGAAAGCACCGAAGGACAAGAACUGCCGAGAAGCCAGAUAAGACGGAUAUAGACAUCGAAAGAGGUGCAGACGACAACGCUGACGGUGGUGCAAUUUCUUUGGAUAUUACCGGGUUGGAAAGUUUUUAUACAAAAGAUGUUUUUGUUUGUCAAGAGGAUGGAAGACCACUUUAUUGCUCGACAUGUUGUCGCUACAAGCCGGAUAGAGCACAUCACUGUCGAGAGGUAGACAGAUGUGUGCUUAAGAUGGACCACUUUUGUCCUUGGGUAGGAGGCGUGGUUUCCGAAACAUCGUUCAAGUUCUUCAUACAAUUCGUGUUUUAUACUCUGAUAUUCUGCGUAUUCAGUCUGAUAAUAUGCGCAACCUUUACGGCUGAGAUCAUCCAAUAUACUGGCGGAGCAAACGUUCAUCUUGCCAUUGGUAUUGGAUUCUCCUUACAGCUCGCGAUGUGGAAUCUGUCCACAAUUGAGAACCUGAACCGUCGGUCUGCAGUCUGGACUUUGGCUAUACGCGUGCCAGAUCGUAUGCUGGCAAGGCUCAACCCCGAGUCACGAUGGGCACCCACAUUCCGCACCAUAACGUACCCACUGCCACCUGUGCCUCUAUCUCCUGAGGCAGCAAGAGAUUACCAGCCACCAGAGAAGCAGCAUGUCUUUGCCAUUCUCCAAACCCUACCUGGCGAAAAUCCUUUCGACCUCGGCAGCCCCUUCAAAAACCUCCAACAGGUCCUGGGGUAUUCCAUCAUCGACUGGUUCUUACCUCUCAAGCAAAGCCCAUGUGCAGACCGCACUACAGGGGACAGCUUCUACGAAUUAGGACCGGUAGUGUCCCGUCUGAAAAAGGAGGCCGGACUAAAUCCUCCACCCGAAUCCCAACCCACUACACAGACUGACACCGAAAGAAAACACAAGCGAAGACGAAGUUCACAUAGACAAUCGCAAGAGUGA
Molecule: messenger RNA, 1467 nt
Organism: Aspergillus vadensis CBS 113365
Lineage: Eukaryota; Fungi; Ascomycota; Eurotiomycetes; Eurotiales; Aspergillaceae
Product: DHHC family palmitoyltransferase
Exons: 5
Coding region: 187-1467 (426 amino acids)
Biological process (GO): peptidyl-L-cysteine S-palmitoylation; protein targeting to membrane
Cellular component (GO): endoplasmic reticulum; Golgi apparatus
Molecular function (GO): protein-cysteine S-palmitoyltransferase activity
Source: RefSeq, a predicted model, not a curated record